This is a messenger RNA of Dichotomopilus funicola, 405 nucleotides long. RefSeq names its product SH3 domain-containing protein. The record is from RefSeq and is a predicted model, not a curated record. The transcript has 3 exons. Lineage: Eukaryota; Fungi; Ascomycota; Sordariomycetes; Sordariales; Chaetomiaceae. The coding region runs from base 1 to 405 and encodes 134 amino acids.
AUGAAGCUCCCAACCCUCCUCACCACCGCUCUCCUCCCUCUCACCCUCCAUGCGAGCCCUCUCACCAGCACUAGCAGCAGCGCCUCACUCGAAGCUCCCGCCCUUCACGAGGAAGGCGACAAGCUCCUCGAAAAGCGUACGGACCACAUCUGCAACAUUGUCAAUGCGCCCUCGGGCGUCAACUGCCGCUCAGGACCCGGCACGCAGUACAGCGUGAUCGGCACGGUGAAGAACGGGCAGCUGUUUUAUUUUCCAUGUUAUAAGAGUGGGGAGUGUAUUACGGUUGGGGGGGUUAAGAAUUGCGGCUGGGACGCCCUCUCCUUCCAAGGCUUUGGCCAACGCUGCUAUGUGAGCGGCCACUACACCGACGACAACUGCACGGCUGCGAAACUUGGGAAAUGUUGA